This is a messenger RNA of Botrytis cinerea B05.10, 803 nucleotides long. RefSeq lists its product as hypothetical. Bases 19 to 717 code for a protein of 232 amino acids. Gene Ontology annotation, molecular function: methyltransferase activity. The transcript has a single exon. Lineage: Eukaryota; Fungi; Ascomycota; Leotiomycetes; Helotiales; Sclerotiniaceae. The record is from RefSeq and is a predicted model, not a curated record.
GUACAGUAUUCAGCAAUCAUGGCUACAACAACCGACGUCUCCCCUCUUUGCGACUCUUUCAAUACACAAGCCUCAACCUAUGAGCGCCGACUUGGGGGUAGUACUCGUAGAGCCAUUGAUCACGCAAUUUCUCUUUCAUCUGACUUACCUGAGAGCCCAAAUAUACUCGACAGUGCUUGUGGUUCAGGUAUGGUGACGGAGGCCAUUUUGAAGGCAUAUUCUGAGGCUCAAGUUCACGCCGCAGACGUUGCGUCAGGCAUGAUAGCUUUGAUUGAGCAUCUCAUCAAUUCGAAUGGCUGGCAGGGUCGAGUUAAGACGGGUGUUAUGGAUGGCGUGAGUUUAAGCUACGCCUACGAGAUUUUUGAUAUUUCUAUAAAAAAUUUCAGAAUUUUCUCCUACUCUGAUCCUGUUAUUGGUGCAAAAGAGUUGUGUCGAACUUUAAAAUCCGGUGGAAAGGCGGUCGUAACAUGCUGGAAGGAAGUGCCAUUUUAUCCAAUUCUCCACGCAGUGCAGGCGGUGAUUAGACCCGGUACCAAGCCUAUCGCUAUGUCUACACUCGAUCACUGGACUCAAAGAGAAAUGAUGGAAUUGACGCUGAAGGGUUGGGAAUUCCACGAUGUGGAAAUCUAUGAGAAGGAGGCUAUGUGGCGGAAUGAAGGUGUUCACGAGGCAGCCAAAGGAUUUACGGAUAAUUUCGUGAACGUGGUAGGAGAAUAAAUGGCAAGAGGAAGAAAAGAAACAGCUUCUUGGAGCUACAAGACUUCUUCUAGAAGAUAAUAAGAACGGCUUUGUAGUGGGGUCUA